This is a messenger RNA of Cyprinus carpio (common carp), 4885 nucleotides long. Its product is annotated as WD repeat-containing protein 27-like. The transcript is spliced from 25 exons. Gene Ontology annotation, molecular function: protein binding. Bases 381 to 2828 code for a protein of 815 amino acids. NCBI's taxonomy places the organism in Eukaryota, Metazoa, Chordata, Actinopteri, Cypriniformes, Cyprinidae. The record is from RefSeq and is a predicted model, not a curated record.
CGUCUUAGCCAGCAAACCAACAGUACAAGACUUUAGGGACUUUGGUACACACCUUAGCAAUUGUCCCUUCUGGUGUGCCGUCCCGGAAAGGCUUCCGUUUCCAAAGCAACAAGGAUGCAAAAGCUGCUGGUUCACACUUCACAGGCCAGAAACUGGGAUUUAAUUUACUAACUGCAGUAGUAAAUGAACCAUACAGUAUAAUUAUAUAUGGGUUACAUUUGCAAUACUUAAAGAGCAAUACAUUUUGUUUCAGGUGAUGAACGAAAUAAUUCGCAGCUGAUGUCAUUGGCACUUUCCACAAAACACGGCCUAAAACUAAAACAACGUCAGGCUAGUUUUCAACAGAUGGUCAGUGAAAGCAGGUGACUAUUGGGAUCUCCAUGGCUGCUGUGACCUCAGUGCAGUAUUUUACUGAGAGGUUCUCUCUAACUUGCAACAAGCCAGUGUCCCACCUGCAGCUGGCCUGCUGUCCUUCUCACUGUGCUGUCCCAUGGCAGGACAAGAAUAUAAGAAUUUAUGAAAACAACAACCUGGAGCCUCCCUUGGAACUCACUGGUCACCAUGGUGAUGUGUCUGCCAUGGCUUUUGGGAUGGUGACAGAUCGUCUCCUCCUCUGUAGUGCUUCUGAAGAUUAUGUUAUCGUCUGGGACAUUGAUCGCUGCUACACACAGAUCAAAGAGGGUGGAAUUGCCUCAGGUAGAGUUGUUGGCACAUUGCUCGGCAGGGUGGUGCAUCUGUCACUGUGUCCACUGAGCGCAAAAAUGGCUGCAUGCUCUGGCUCCAGAGUGUUUAUAUUGAAUGCAGAGAGAGAGGAGGCACCUAGGGUUUUGAAAGCUCAUCUUGGUCCUGUGACUGCAUCAGAGUUCUGUCCAUGGGACGUUAAUCUUCUUGUCUCAACAUCAGAAGACAGAACAUUUAAGGUUUUCUUUUUUUUAUUAGGUUUUGUAUUCUUUGAAUCUGCUGUCCUAUCAGCGUAUCCACUGCUUAGUCUGUUCUUCAUGGAGCAAAACAGUCAGUUCAUCACAGGGUCUGGUGACGGACAGCUUUGGUGCUACACUCUCCCUGUGGACCACAAAUGCCGCUUGGUAACAAAACUGGACCUUUCGAAGCUUGAACAGAAGCAUGAGAGAAACCUCAGAAAAAACAUCUCACCUCAAAUUAGACCAGAUGGAGCGACUCGUAAUGAUGUGAGAGGAACAGUGGAGACAGCAAAGCCUGUUCUGAGAAUUUGGGCACAGAAACUGCACUCCAGUCAUACUAGCCUGAAGCAGAGAGGAAGUUGUGUGUGGAUCGGAAGUUCUGAUGGACUAUAUCUGCUUGACCUGGAUACUUCAGAGCUUCUCAUGAAUCUUCCACUCAGAGGUGACCUAAGCAUUUCAAUGGCAGGGUCAUGGGCCAUCUCUAAUGAACUUGGUGGCAAUAUGUGUUGUUUGGUGACUUCUCUAUUUGGGACUUCAGUAGCCCUUUUAGAGGUUAACAGUGCCAGGCUGGAUGAGCUCUGCUUUAGAAUGGCGACUGGCCUCUCUGUGGAUGAGCAACUUUCAGCUGUGCCCAGUUCUCCUCUGAUGACUAUGUCCCCUCUGAAUGCUGAGCUGGCAAAACAUGGCCCAAAACCUCAGAGAAAAAUCGGUGUGAGCUGUCAGAAGAGUGUAAAGGAUCAGCCUUUGGUUUUUCACACACAAGUGAAGUCAUCAGGAUACAAUACAGCUCCUCAUAGGACCAUGUUUAGACCAAAGACCAAUGUUAAGAAGAAAAGCAUCUCCUCCGCAACAACUAUCACAAAUACGAAGUGCCUCUUAAGUGAGUAUCCUUCACAUUUUGAAGCGCCAUGUAUGCCUUAUGCUCAUUUGACGGUUUCCACAACUCCAACCCUUGUCAGCUCUCUACAGUACUCAGGAGAUGGAAAGCAGAUUGCGUGUGGCCUUGGAGACGGUUCUGUUUUGUUGUACAACUCUUCACUCACCAGCAACCCAGCUGUCUACACAGGGCACAGUAAGGCUGUGAACACUGUAUUCUGGAGUCAAAGUAAGCGGUGGAUUUUGAGUACCUCUGAGGACCCCGCCCUUUGCAUCUGGACCGCAAAUGCUUCUGAACCUGUUCUGACCAUGGGAGUUGAACAGUUUGCAAAGCCCAUCAGAAGUGCACAGUUUUAUUAUCUGGAUAAGUUUUUACUGCUGGCAUCAGGAUCAAAUCUAAUGCUGUACCUUUACCAUCUGGACACCACGAGAGAUGACAUCAAGAGGUAUAAGCAAAGAAGUAAGUCUAAAUUAGCCAGUAAGUUCAGCAUGAAAUCAGGAACGGACAUCUCUUCAGUGUCAGCCAUCAAUGACUUCUACUCCUAUAUCGUCUUGGCUGCUGGUGCUGACCAUACCAUCCAGGUGUUUGAUAUGAACCAGGGCUGUAUGGCCACUCAAAUCUCUGAUGCCCACUGUCGGGCUGCCCACCACCUCACCCAGAACAAGGGAUCUCCGUUCUGUACACAGGCCUUGGAAUCAUACAAUCUCUUCCUGAGCAGUGCAUUAACGGAUGGUCUGAAAUUGUGGGACCUGCGCACUGCAAGGUGUGUUCGCCGCUAUGACAGUCAUGUUAAUCGCUAUCACCACUGCACUGCGGUCUUCUCACCCUGCGGUCGCUUCGUAGCUACUGGCUCAGAGGACCAUACUGCCUAUAUAUAUGACACACGCAGCAGCAACUUUCUCCAUAAACUGCCGAGGCACUCUGAAACGGUCCUGAAUGUGGCUUUCAACCCUGCCAAUCCAGAGCUGUUGACUGGAACACUUGAUGGAAAACUGGCUUUGUUUCAUCCGCCCGAAUCUUCUCUCCCUUAAGUGUGGGAUCUACCCCAACGGCUCAGUUCUUACCCCAAGUUCACCAAUGCUUCAGACUAAUGAAAGUCUUACAUCAGUCACAUUGAGAUUACUGUGCUGGCGUGCCACCUCUGAGACCUACAUCAUGGACGGGAUCUGUGAUUUCAUCAUUUCAGCUGCCACUGACAACCUACAGAUGUGACAACAUGCUCACGCCCUCAACCGCGAAGCCAAAGACGCACCCUCAGACAAAUGAUCAUUUCAGCUUUACAUAGCAGCACGUUCCCAUGCACUGAUACACAUACUGUACACACACUAUGUUUAAGCACAGGUUCAUAUGUUUAUUUGAUGUGUAAUGUUAUUUGCAGCAAAGUGAUAAUAAAGUAGUAUCUUGAUUGUAAAUCUUCUUUUCAGAAUGGCUUUUCUAUAAAAUGUACUUUACAGUAAUUUGAGACCCCCAAUGAUUUUUUUUAAGGUCCUCUCCUUGCUUUGCUUUGAAUGAAGGUGGAUGGAAGAAGAUCGUUUUUAGGCGAGUUUAUGUUUUAGGUUUGGUUUUGCAUAAAUGAAAGGCUGUACACCUGAGCAACUUCCCAUUAUCUUUCACCAGAAUCAAUAGAGUGAUGAGGGCUAUAAAUGACAAAAUAUAUGUAGACAAGACAACUCAUGAUUCAGUAUGUAAAGAGAGGCUCUUUGCAAUACAGUGUGCAAAUAUUGCAAUGAUCUCAUCAUUAUCUGUUACAUUUUGAUAUUUCAUUCUAUGGAAUUCAAGGGCAUCCAAAACUGUUUGGUUACCAACAUUCUUCAAAGUAUCUUCUUUUGUGUUCCACAGGUUUGGAACAACGUAAAGAACAGAGAAUUUUCAUUUUGGGUGAGUUAUCCCUUUAAGAUUAUUAUAUAAAGCUAUGUCUACAUUAUUCAGGAUUACAUUAAAAUGUUCACUAGAUGUGGACAAAGGCAUAAUGAAGUUAUAAAUUCUUUUGGCAGGAUUUUUUUUAUCUUUUCAUCUUUGCAGGAAUGUGGUAUGAAGAGUAUACAGAUUUACAUAUGUGACACUGGACACUGGACUGGACUGGACACCAGUCAUAAGGGUAAUUUUUUUUGAAAUUGAGAUUGAUACAUCAUCUGAAAGCUGAAUAAAUAAGAUUUCCAUUGAUGUAUGGUUUGUUAGGAUAGUACAAUAUUUGGCCUAUUUGGGAUGCUCAUCUGAAAGCAAUACAUGUAUUGUGUCUAUCUGGCGCCAAGAGUGAUAGACCAAUAAGUGAUAGAGAAGAAUGUAGAGUCUUUAAUGAUGGGUGGUGUCCACUACAACUGCUGGCAGCAUUUCUGCAUCAAUAACUUUUCUGAGGUCAUUCGGUUCUCUGCCCGUUUAACAACUAUCCCAUAGAGCAGGGGUGUCAAACUCAGUUCCUGGAGGGCCGGAGCCCUGCAGAGUUUAGUUCCAACCCUGCUAUAACACAUACCAUGUAGUUUUCAAAUAAGCCUGAAGGACAUGAUUAGUUGGAUCAGGUGUGUUUAAUUAGGGUUGCAUCUAAACAGGAAUUGAGAUUGACACAUUUUGCGACAGUUCAUAUUGACUCUCUUAAUUGUAAAUGUUAUACCUUAAUAUUUAACUGUAUUUAUGUACAGCAAAUAAUAGAUUUGCAUAAAAAUGUGCAAAUUCUAAAUGUGAAUGGAAACAAUUUAGCAGUUUUUGUUCAUUACUAUGAGUCAUUACAGGAAAAUAUUUUCACCCCAUAUGACUUCAGGCAAUAGCUGAGGCAGUUUUGUAGUGGUUUUAUGUUUGAUCUCUACUUUUGAAUUAAAGAAAAACAACAACGCUUCAACUCUCUCUAAUUGGGUUUGGCUGCUUUUCCUAAACAAAAAAGCUGUGCACUUCUAAUGGUAAACAGAGUGAUGUCAAAUAUGGAUGCACUUAACUACCUCACGAUAAUCUGUUUCUGUGAAUAACAAAUUCUGGGGAAGUCUGUGUGUGAGCUACUUUCAGAGACCGUGUUUUUACAAAUAUGCUCCAAGUGUAUGACAGGAUGCUGAAAACUUGCUUUGGUGAUGUGUGAAUAAAUUGAGAUUACUGAAUUGGC